Mesoplodon densirostris (Blainville's beaked whale) is the source of this 1020-nucleotide messenger RNA. RefSeq names its product BCAS2 pre-mRNA processing factor (gene BCAS2). The transcript is spliced from 7 exons. The record is from RefSeq and is a predicted model, not a curated record. Gene Ontology annotation, cellular component: Prp19 complex; precatalytic spliceosome; catalytic step 2 spliceosome. Bases 170 to 847 code for a protein of 225 amino acids. Lineage: Eukaryota; Metazoa; Chordata; Mammalia; Artiodactyla; Ziphiidae. Gene Ontology annotation, biological process: mRNA processing.
UCCGACCAAAACAAAAUGGCCGGGCAAUUUCUAGCGAGCGCGCCCUCAGAAUUAACUUAGCAGGCGCCAAAGCUGAUGCGCAGGGGACGUCAUUACGUUAGCGUCGGGCGCAGGAGUAUUUAGUGAACCUGAGCCCGCGCAGACUCGGAAAACUCCGGCGAACCUAAGAAUGGCGGGUACGGGUUUGGUGGCUGGAGAGGUGGUGGUGGAUGCGCUGCCGUAUUUUGACCAAGGUUAUGAAGCGCCUGGUGUGCGGGAAGCGGCUGCGGCAUUGGUGGAGGAGGAAACACGCAGAUACCGACCUACCAAGAACUACCUGAGCUACCUGACAGCCCCGGAUUAUUCCGCUUUUGAAACCGACAUAAUGAGAAAUGAAUUUGAAAGAUUGGCUGCUCGACAACCAAUUGAAUUGCUCAGUAUGAAACGAUAUGAACUUCCAGCCCCUUCCUCGGGUCAGAAAAAUGACAUUACUGCGUGGCAAGAAUGCGUAAACAAUUCUAUGGCCCAGUUAGAGCAUCAAGCGGUUCGAAUUGAGAAUCUGGAACUAAUGUCACAGCAUGGAUGCAAUGCCUGGAAAGUGUAUAAUGAAAAUCUAGUUCAUAUGAUUGAACAUGCACAGAAAGAGCUCCAGAAGUUAAGGAAACAUAUUCAAGACUUAAACUGGCAGCGAAAGAACAUGCAACUUACAGCUGGAUCUAAAUUAAGAGAAAUGGAGUCAACUUGGGUAUCCCUGGUCAGUAAGAAUUAUGAGAUUGAAAGGACUAUUGUACAAUUAGAAAAUGAACUCUUUCAAAUGAAGCAGCAACAUGGAGAGGCAAACAAAGAAAACAUACGGCAAGACUUCUGAAAAAGACUAAUCUGGUGGGUAGAAAGGAAGGCAUGUUGGGCUUUCACAGAAGAUCAAACAUCUGAACUGUGAAGAACAACAGCAUCUUAUGGAAAUCAUCAGUGGUUACAUGUUUAGAAAGCAUAGAAUGUGGACUGUUAUAUUGUUUGUACAUUUCAGCAAAAUAAAAAAUU